Messenger RNA from Verticillium dahliae VdLs.17, 1443 nucleotides. RefSeq lists its product as uncharacterized. NCBI's taxonomy places the organism in Eukaryota, Fungi, Ascomycota, Sordariomycetes, Glomerellales, Plectosphaerellaceae. The transcript has a single exon. The record is from RefSeq and is a predicted model, not a curated record. Bases 1 to 1443 code for a protein of 480 amino acids.
AUGCAGGCUGUUAUAAGCCGUGCCGUCCCCGACGUCACCGUCCAACAUGUCCAGCCCGUGUCGUCUCUACGCUCACAGAGGCUCUACGACGUUGAAUGUACGAACGGCACGAACCUCGCCAUAGCCCUCCCCGCCAUGCCCAUGGCCAGACUGCUGCGUUCUGAGCAAGGAUCCAUUAGCUCCGAAGCUGCCGUUCUCAAGUGGCUAGCCGGGCUCCAUGUCAAGAAGCCUCUUCUCCAAGAGAGGACACCUGAGCCAGAAGAGACCCGUGUUGUUCUGUCUCGUGACGGUAAACAUGUCCGAAGCCCGAGCAAUAGUUCCUCAGACGACCACUCCACCAGUACGCGCCUAGCAAAUUUUCUGCCGCAGCUCCUCCUACACUCGGCCGGCUCGAACGAACACAGGAUCGAGUACAACGUCACAAGACCCACGCAAGGCAAGCCGAUAGCAGACCUGAGCCCGCCCCUGAACCCAUCAGAACGCAAGCUUGUCGACCUACAGACGGGACGCUUCUGCCGGAGGGUGUCGGAGCUCGUGUCGCCCACGGGACGCUUCGGUCCUGCCUUUGCCGUCCUGCCGACACUCACACCUUCGCACUCCGGAGCCUCGACGCCCUCGGCCAGGCGAGACGCCAACGCCCGCAUGAUCCAGUCCAAGGGCGUCGAGACGUGGGCUACGGCUUUCCACUCGAUGCUCGAGGCUGUGCUACGGGACGGAGAGGACAUGGCUGUUAUGCUCGCCUAUGCCAACGUUCGACGACAGUACAGGCGGCUGGCUCACGUUCUUGAGGGGGUUACGUGCUCGAGGCUAGUUGCCGUUGAUGCCGGAGACAACAUGAACACACUUGUGUUGCGCAAGGCGAGGCACGGAACUCCAGCAACAGACGAUGACGACGACGAUAGCGAAGACGAGGAAGACCGAAAGACGGAGACUGGAUCUUCACAAGCUGGAGAGGACGACGAGCAGACAGAAGAAGAGGAAGACAAGACGGCGCUUGAGGCGCCACACGAUAUCACAAUGACCGGCAUGAAGGACUGGAGCCACUUCAUCUUUGGCGACCCCCUAUUCGCGACCGUCUUCAGCCGAGACGCGACCGACGAGUUCCUCAGGGGCUUCAACGACGCGGCCGCCGGGCACGAAGCAGAUGGCGAAGGCAACGAACCGCAGAGCAAGUUCGAUUCUGUCCUCAUCGAGGACAAGGCCAACGCCCACGUCAGGCUGCUAUUGUACGACUGUUACCACAACAUCACCCAGGUGGUCAGGGAGUUCUACCGCCCGCGCAAAGACAGCAGCCGGCACGAGCUCGCGGCGAGGAAGAGGCUCAACGAUAUACUGACCAGGCUUGAGGCGAUUGGUGAGCCAAAACCCACGCUGCGGAGGAAACGCAGCGGUGAGAUGAGCCCUGCUAAGAGGGCGAAGAGCGAGGGGCCGGAGGAUGCGUGA